AUCCCCUCCUCCGCGCCGCCGUCCUUCUCGCUCUUGGAUGGCCGCGGCGCCCGCUCCCUCUGAACUCGCCGGAGCAGGGAUACAGCCGCCCGGGGCCUCUUGCUCGUGCUUGGUUUUCCGUACCCCACUUCCUAAAGGGUCUUUAGGGGUUCCCGGACUCCUUCGCCUGGGAACCUCCAUCCGCCCCGCACAGCCCCCGGCAGGGCCGGGGGGCGGCUUCAGUGGCGACCUGGUGGGGCCUGGCGGCCCUGCUCCCUGACGUCAGCGCCGGCGCCGUCAUUGAACAGCUUUUGCUUAGGGCAGAAGAACCUAUGGGCACAAAAAGCAGCAUCGAGUAGCGGUGGCGGAAGAACGAGCAGGAGCUUGAAUUUCAGUUUUCUUAUGAGGAAUUUUCCAGAAAAGAUAUCUUCACUGUGAAAUAAGUAAAUAAAUGCCCACUUAGUACAACAGUGCCGAUGUAAUAGUAACAAAAAGUCUCAGCAUCAUUUAAGAUAAAAGGCCAUCAUCAGACAAUGCAGGACAGAUUGUAACAACAGGAAGUACUACAGAGAUUCAGAGAAUGCCAUAAAUAACCUUGGAAUCCUGUGCUUGGGAAUGAAGUCUCACUAUUUGCCCAGACUGAUCUCAAACUCCUGGCUUCAAGCAAUCUUCCUGCCCCAGUCUCCUAAAGUGCUGGGAUUAUAGGAGUGAGUCACUGCACCUUGCCUCAUUGAAUAAUUUUUUCUUUAUAUGUAUAAUGUCUGAAAGGAGCUGCCUUCUGUCUUUUGUCCAGUUUUAAAGUUGUUUACAGUGAGAGGAGCGCUAGCCCACACCUGUUACUAUAUCACAUUUGGAAGCAGAAGUCAGUUACCCUUAAAUUAGAGAUGAGGAAACUGAGGAAAUGAAAGGUUAAGCAACUUGCCCCAAAUCACACAGCUGUUUACAUGUGAUGGAGCUUGAAUUCAAACCUAGGCAAUCUAUCUUUAGAGAUGCUCACUUAAUUAUUGUAGUGUACAGCUUCUUAGAAAAAUGGCUUUAUAUAUGCAUGUAAAAUGUUUUGUCCAGUGUCAGGUAACAUAGUCAAUCCUUAAUAAAGUCUAGCUAAAUUAUUCUUUAAAAUCCUAAAGCUCAGUAUGAAUUUGUUCCUAGCCCAGUGUUUCAAAGCAAAAGAUGAUUAAUAGGACACAAGCACCAUCAAGUGAGUUGAUAUUCCUUAUUAACACUAAUUUUUAUUACCAUCCUACUAUUAGCAAAUAAAAACAAAGAAUUUGCUUAAGUCGUUUAUUAAGUGCAUGAACAAAAUAUUAAAUCCUUAGCCUGCUUUCUUUUGCCAUUAACACUACCUUUCUUAACUAGAAAUAUAAGAUAAAAUGAAUAAAAUAAACCAAGCAAUCAGGCAUAAGUACUAUCAGUUUCUGAAUUUCAAAUAAAUCCUGUGCAGUAACACACCCUUCUGGCCAUAAUGGAGAUUGCACCAGAAUGAAAGCACAAGCUCAUAAAUAAAAAUGUAAACAUUUGUAAUAGAACCCAGCAUUUACUAUAGUAUCUAAUUCUUAAUCUGCCAUCUAAAUGAGCUCUAAUUGUUCAUCUUAUUUUAAAACAUUAUAACUGGAGACAUCUGUAAGUCCAAGCUUUUCUUUGGUUUUAGCUCAUACGCUUGAAAACAGUUUCUCUCUGUCUUCUGCCCUUUUUUUUGUUUUUUUGGUGAGAUAUAUGUAAAUAUUUUUCAAACCUCUAUUGUAUCUAUUAGAAUGGAAUGCUAUAAACAUGUGGCAGCUAUCCAUUCACUCAGAUUAGCAUAGAUGGAAAAACUAGUUUAUUCAGGUCUUCUCUCCACAAUGUCCCACUCUUGCCUCAGCCCAAGCAGUGAAGCAAAAAAACCCACAUAGUCCAGUUCAUCUACUUUGCCCUCUCUAAUGUUCAAAUUGACUGAACAGCUAUCAGAUCUCCAUUACACACUGUUCUCUGCAGAUCGCCUUUUUGAUAAGUCUUAACCUAAAAAAAUUAUUAAGGGAAAUGAAGAAAUUAGAAAAUGACAAAUUAAUUACAAGAAAUGUAAGACUUGGCUUAUUAUUAUCAUCUCCUUUUUGAUAUCAGCUGUAUUUGUGGCAGAAAGCCAUCGUGAUCCGCUGUCUCAGUAUAUUGUUAAGCUAGUAAUUCUGAAUAUGUUGUCAAGGUUGUAAAAUGUUCUGAGUAGACCACAUCUUCAGUAAUUUCCACAAGUUUACAAUUUUUCGGGUAAAGCUAUAAUUUAUUACCUUAAAAGAAAUUCAUUUUUUCAAUGUAGUAAGAGCUGCUGCUUAGUUAUAAUACUCUGAAACUUUCAUGAAACUAUCCUUUUUAUAACUCAUAUUACAAUAUGAGCUCUUUCAUGUUUUUUAACUUCUUUGGACCUUGAGAUGCAGUGUUAUUCUAGAUGCAGCAUUACUCACAGUGGACGUUGUCCUCAAAUUAGCAUAAUUUCCAUUUCAUCUCCGACAUACUGUUUUGGAUAAUGUUGAAAUAAAUCUUUUGAAAAUGCAAAUAUUUUUUGCCAUUGCAGCACAUACACCGUCUACAGAAACUUUGUCUUAGUUUGUUUAGUGUUGCUAUAAAGACAUACCGGAGACUGGGUAAUUUAUAUUAUUUGGCUCCUGAUUUUAGAUGGCUGGAAAGUUCAAGAUCGGGCUUCUGCAUCUGGUGAUGGCCUCAGGCUGCUUCCACUCAUGCAAAGGUAUUUCAUCUUAUCAAUUACUGAAUUAUGAAGAUGAAUCCGAUGUUUCACUCUAUGGAAGGCGAGGUAACCAUAUUGUAAAUGACGUUGGGAUUAAUGUUGCUGGAUCAGAUUCCAUUGCAGUGAAAGCUUCGUUUGGUAUAGUAACCAAACAUGAAGUGGAAGUAUCAACACUACUCAAAGAAAUUACUACACGAAAAAUUAACUUUGACCACAGCUUGAUACGUCAGUCAAGGAGCAGCAGAAAGGCAGUAUUGUGUGUGGUCAUGGAGAGCAUCCGAACCACACGACAGUGCUCACUGUCUGUGCAUGCUGGAAUUCGAGGGGAAGCAAUGAGGUUUCACUUUAUGGAUGAACAGAAUCCCAAGGGAAGGGACAAAGCUAUUGUUUUCCCAGCACAUACAACCAUAGCUUUCAGUGUUUUUGAACUCUUCAUAUACCUGGAUGGUGCCUUUGACCUUUGUGUCACUUCAGUGUCAAAAGGAGGAUUUGAAAGGGAAGAAACGGCAACAUUUGCACUGCUGUACAGGUUGAGAAAUAUCCUAUUUGAAAGAAAUAGAAGAGUGAUGGAUGUAAUUUCUCGUUCACAGCUUUACUUGGAUGAUCUUUUUUCUGACUACUAUGACAAACCUCUCAGCAUGACUGAUAUUUCACUCAAAGAAGGGACCCAUAUUCGAGUUAACUUACUUAAUCACAACAUUCCCAAAGGGCCGUGCAUACUCUGUGGAAUGGGGAACUUCAAAAGGGAGACAGUUUAUGGGUGCUUUCAGUGUUCUGUUGAUGGUCAGAAGUAUGUGAGACUUCAUGCAGUUCCUUGUUUUGAUAUUUGGCACAAGAGGAUGAAAUAAAAUGAAAAAUGAAUAUACCAUGUUGGUGUUGUAGGUGCAGUUGUGCCACAAACCUUCCCUAAAUUAUCUAGGUUUGCUUUCAUGAGUUAAAUUAAAAUGAGAAAAA
This is a messenger RNA of Chlorocebus sabaeus (green monkey), 3646 nucleotides long. Lineage: Eukaryota; Metazoa; Chordata; Mammalia; Primates; Cercopithecidae. The record is from RefSeq and is a predicted model, not a curated record.